This is a messenger RNA of Sphaeroforma arctica JP610, 572 nucleotides long. RefSeq lists its product as hypothetical. The record is from RefSeq and is a predicted model, not a curated record. NCBI's taxonomy places the organism in Eukaryota, Ichthyosporea, Ichthyophonida. The annotation marks the transcript as partial. The transcript has 2 exons.
AUACGGCAGUCCGGAGGACAACUCGUGCCUUGAGGUGUGUCCCUACGCACACACACCGCACCACGUGCAGCGGCUGACGAUCACCAACCAACACAUCAGAUGUGUGCGCAUGUGUCUUAACUUCAUCCACUUCGGGUGCAAUGAGAGUGAAUGCCCGCUAUACCAUCCAGCUCCAGAAAGCAUACUACCGCUACAGAACCAAGUGCCGCGACCACACCUUCCCUCAGACAGUGAGGAGGUAAACGAUAACACUAUCCCGUCACGUGACGAAAUAAGCGCUGUGUCACAUGCACCCAAUGGAACACAGCCGACGCAUGCCAACCAGCAGUCGCCAGAAACCCAAGAAACCCAAGAAAUUCAACCAUUGUCUAGCCACCACAAGGUAGACACCAGUCAACAAUCGUUUCCCCUGCCCCACACGGUGGGUGAAGCGCAGAGGUGUGGCGACGGCCCACUCAGUGAACAGACGGAAGCACCCGAACACGCGCCUGGGCACGUGCAUAGCAACCACCCACACACCGACUAUAGCGCAGUGGACUUAUCCACCUUCCCUCGCCGAUCCCGCAGAAGCA